This is a messenger RNA of Monopterus albus (swamp eel), 6725 nucleotides long. RefSeq names its product versican core protein-like. The record is from RefSeq and is a predicted model, not a curated record. Gene Ontology annotation, molecular function: calcium ion binding; hyaluronic acid binding. Gene Ontology annotation, biological process: glial cell differentiation; cell adhesion; positive regulation of neuroblast proliferation. NCBI's taxonomy places the organism in Eukaryota, Metazoa, Chordata, Actinopteri, Synbranchiformes, Synbranchidae. Gene Ontology annotation, cellular component: perineuronal net; synapse.
AAUAGCGGUGUAGAGGGGUUUGGACUUGGGGGACGAGGUCCGAGCAGCAGAUAGACAUCUGUCUGAGAGAAGCUGCUGAAGCAGACGCGCUAGACGCUUCGGUUCAUCUGGGACCUCCGGGAAGUCUCCUGGAAAGAAGGUUGGAAGUGACAACAGACAACUGGAAUUUUGGACGUUUUUUUUAACUUAAAGAAUUUACAAGAUUGUGUUAAGAUGAUUCUUCACAUCCUCACACACCUGCUCUGCCUGGUGUGUCUAUGUUCUGGUCGUCAUCUACCAGCACGACCCCAGAUAAUGAAGAUGGAGAAGAACUCGCCUGCAGCUGCCUCUCUGGCAGGCAGGGUGGUGCUGCCAUGCCACUUCUCUAUAAUGACGAGCAGCUUGACACAGACUCUGCCAUCUGGGCCUCUUCUGUCCGCUGAUACCCCUCACCCUCUGAGCCCUGACGAACAGCUGAGAAUCAAGUGGACCAAGCUGGAGGGAGACAGGGAGAAGGUGGUGCUGGUGGCCCAGGGAGGGGUGGUCAAGAUGGGGCAGGAGUACAUGAGCAGGGUGGCAGUGCUCAGCCAACCGCUGUCGGCCGGAGACGCCUCUCUGAUGAUAGCGCCAGUCAGGGCCAGUGAUGCAGGGCUGUACCUCUGUGAGGUGAUGCACGGGAUGGAGGACACUCAGGGCACCGUGAGCCUCAGCGUCUCCGGGGUGGUGUUCCACUACCGACCUAACACUAGCCGCUACAGCCUGGAUUUUUCUGGAGCUGUGGAGGCGUGUCGUGCUGCAGGUGCCACCAUCGCAACACCUGAACAGCUCAUUGCUGCUUUUGAGGAUGGCUUGGACCAAUGUGACGCAGGCUGGCUCGCCGACCAGUCAGUCAGAUAUCCAAUCACGGUGCCCCGUCCAGGCUGCGCAGGCAACCUGAUGAGCAGGCCAGGAGUGAGGUCAUAUGGCAUCCGCAGCCCCACAGAAACUUAUGACGUGUACUGCUUUGUAGACAAACUCCACGGUAAGGUCUUCAACCCCCCUAUCAGCGAUAGGCUCACCUUGCAGCAGGCCAGAGAGGAGUGUGAGAAGCACGACGCUGUGCUGGCGUCGCCUGGCCAGCUGUUUGCAGCUUGGAGGGAAGGGCUGAGCCGCUGUGACUACGGCUGGCUGUCCGACGGAAACGUCCGGCACCCUUUUACCAUCCCUCAGUGCGGAGGAGGUCUGGUUGGGGUCCGCACGCUCUACAUGUACAAAAACCAGACGGGCUACCCGAGCCCCACAGACCGGCAUGGAGCGUUCUGCUUCAAAGGGGAACAACCAGAGCCGACGACUCCCAGUCCACUGGUGGACCCAUCAAUACAUGGACUUGACAGCCCCCACAUUUCACCACCAGGCCCGCUCAUAUACCCUGGCAGAGCUGAAAUUCAAAGAGCCGCACCACAUUCUCCAAAAGUGACAUCGCACAUGGCCUCAGCAGAUGAACAUGGAGUCGACUACACCCCCCUGUCCACCACAGACGCAGUGACCCCCACUGUUUUCUACGACAACUAUGAUCUUGGAGGUCCUGGCCUGGUAGAGUUGGUACCAAUUGAAGAAAACAACAUGGUCCCCAUGCAGCAUCUUCCCCUACCCACCACCCUCUCAAAGUCCCCACACCUUGACAUCUCCCAUGGGGGAGACGAGGGAGGCCAAGCAGGGUCAGGCCGAAGCGAUGGCAGUGUCGGCGGGGAGGGGAGCACCAGCAGUGAUAGCUUAAGUGGGGCUGAGGUGGGAGUAGUGGUGAUCCCAACACACGUGAGGGCGGAGCCCACAGCAGUGCCCGUUUGGCACUUAGAGACCCCCACAGGUCUAGAGGAAGUGGAAGGAACCAUAUCAAGACCAUCAGAGCUUCUAGAGAGCACUCCGGACCACAUUGUCCCAGAGAUCCACGUCCCAGAGUCAGGCCUCCCAGCCGCGGUGAAGCACGAGGGACAACACCCUGCAGUGAUUUUUAAAGAUGAUGUGACCCCAGGAGCUACACCAACAUCUGACCUCGACCAGCCUGUAGAUGCCGAUAAAGCACCUAUCCAUCUCAUCAUCGUCAGUGUGCACAGCAAAGAUCCCCCAGUUGAAGGUAUUGUGAACAUCAUCAGUGGCUCCCAGCCCCCAUUCUCCCAGAUCACUGACCUUUCACAGGAGACCACGGAAGGGUUCCCAGGCACCGAGGACAUCGACCCUAUCAACGCUUCAACCAUUAACAUUUCUCCAACUGUCAGUUUUGUCAACGGAAAUCAUGAGGUGACAUUUGAGCCAGAGCAGCCAAAGGAAGCCAGAGCGGGUCAGUUUGAGACAGCCACUCCUCCCACUUCUGUUCAAUUAGGAGAGAAGGAAGAGGACAAUCUGAUAGACCCCAUUCAUAGGCACACAGAGGAGAGACCUGCAGAAGAAGCCAUUGAUACAGUCGCUUCCCCUACAGAGACACCUCCAGAGGAAGUGGAGGCAUUGGGGAAGUGGAUCCCAGAGGUCUCUGAGAGCGACAAAACUCAUCAACCAUAUGAUCAAGCAGCAACCAGAGUUCCCACCACCAUGCACUCGUAUGCACCUCACGUUUCCUUACCUGCACCUGCCACACCAUCAGGCCCAGUCCUCACUGGUUUGUCCCAGCCCGUCACUGAUGGGGUCUCUAUCUACAAGGACGUGGAAGGCUCCUCAAGCCCUGGCACUGACGAUACCUCAUAUGAGGGUUCUGCAGGCGACCCUGUGCCCACCUCAGCCGCAGAUAGCCGGUCUGGUGUGAUGACCGAUGAGGCCGAAAUUGGAGGGACGGAGCUUCCUACUUUUAUUCCCCGCACACACUUGCAAGAAACCACCACAUGGGUCCAGGCGGAGGGAGGGUCUGCCUCUGGAGAAGAUGAGACUUCAGGGCAAGAUGGUUUCCCACCAGAGAUGUCCAGACUCACCAGCACAACACCUUAUUUUACCCUCCACAGCCAGCAACCUCUACCUGAAGUGGGCAUCGACGUCACAGAAGUGCCUGUUGUUCCACCACCUGUCGACACACUCACAGAAACAGGCUCGGGUGCAGAGCAGCUGGCCAGAGAGAAGGAGCUUCCUGGGGGUCAGCGUCUGGAUGACUUUGCUGGGGAGGUUGUUGUUACAGUUUUACCAGCUGUUACAACUGUUGAGGAACAAAGCAAACUCACUACACACAUUAAAGAAACAACCUCAGAACAUGGCAGACCAAAACCCUCCACACACCUCUCCCUUGCUGUCACAGAUGAUAAGGUGCAUCCCGCUGUUCCCGUCGAGUCUGCCCCCGCAGCUUCUGGUGGUGACACCGAGCCUUACCAAGACCAGAAAGAGCAGAGCAAGUCCGCCACACAUGUCAAGACACUGUCCACUACAUUGCCCUUGUACACUUUCGACCAACACACCCACUCUGUUCCCCAGUGGGCUUUGACCCCAGACCUGGCUGCCUCCCCCCUCCCAGACAGUGCUUUUUUGGACUAUCGCAAUGAGAUUAUGGGUCCUGUGGUGGAGGUGCGCCGUCAGAUACCUGAAGAGACUGUGACCACAGAGCCAGAGACCAGCACUGACUCCACUUAUUCUAUAGAGGAUGUGAGAGAUGCUGUACUGUGCUCAACCAAUAUUUGUCAGAAUGGAGCCACCUGCUUCAUGAAGGGAGCACAAAGUAUCUGUUUCUGUGCACAUGGUUACACUGGGCAGCACUGUGAAACAGAUAUUGAUGAGUGCCAGUCGAACCCGUGUCUGAAUGGAGCCACCUGUGAGGACAAAGUCAACUCCUUCACCUGUCUCUGCCUGCCCAGCUAUGCAGGAGAGCUCUGCGAACAAGACACUCAGGUGUGUGGAUUUGGUUGGCAGAAGUUUCAGUCCCACUGCUACAAGUACUUCGCACACCGUCGCGGGUGGGACGCUGCUGAGAGGGAGUGUCGGCUACACGGCGCCCACCUGACCAGCAUCCUGUCCCACGAGGAGCAGCAGUUUGUCAACCGUCUGGGCAGUGAUUACCAGUGGAUCGGCCUGAACGACAAGAUGUUUGAGAGAGACUUCAGAUGGACUGAUGGCAAUCCAAUGCAAUAUGACUACUGGAGGCCGAACCAGCCCGACAGCUUCUUCCAGUCAGGAGAAGACUGUGUGGUGAUGAUUUGGCAUGAGGGGGGGCAGUGGAACGAUGUGCCGUGCAACUAUCAGCUGACGUUCACCUGCAAAAAGGGAACAGUGUCGUGUGGGCAGCCGCCUGUGGUGCAGAAUACUCGAGUGUUUGGGGCCACGAAGCCUCGGUACGAGAUCAACUCGCUGGUCCGCUAUCACUGCAAACAGGGCUUCAUCCAGAGGCACGCCCCCACUAUUCACUGCCGACAUGACGGCCAGUGGGACACGCCCAGAGUCACCUGCAUGAGACCUGCAACCUACCACAGAUCAUCUGCUCUCCAGCACCACAGUGAGCAAGAACACAGGCACUAUGACCACCAUCACGCCAGGAGUCAGAAACACGAUGGAAACGCAGAGCACCAGCAGAGUCAGAACAUCCUGCCGAGCUCCUGGGUCCCUUCCCAGAGUCAGUUCCAGCAGUUCUGACUCCAAACACACAGCAAGGAUCCAAUGAGACGCUGACUCCAUUUGUGGUCCAGCUUUGUGGCGGGAGCCGAUCACAGCGGGCUGGCCAUGUCAGUGCAGAGUCAUUGAUAGACAGACAGAGUGAUGCACUGAGCUGUCUAUCAAUGGCUCUGAUGAGGACCAGGGAGAUAUUUCCCCUGUGCCUUGUUCACAGAUGCUCCAGGAUCUGAACCGUAACACUAGUGCUGGAUUAGUUCAUUAGUAAAGUUAUCUUAGGUUAUAUCAAAUCCUCCUACAACACCACAGCGCUCCAAACAGAAAGACCAGCGGCCUAAUGGCUUCACUGUGUAAACACUACACAGGGCUGGUCCGUAGAGCUGUUUACUUUCUCAUGACUCGACACAAUCUGCUAAGCGUGUUGAGUCUUUUAUAAAUAAAGUUAUGUUUACAUUUUGUAUUUCUUAGCAACAUGCAUUGUGUGCAUCCUCGAGGUUUGUUGAAAGCAUUUCCUUCACAUCACAUAUUAGCAGGAGACUUUCAAAGAACCAUUACAACUUGUGAGGCCAGGCCAAGCUAACAAGCUAGACUGCUAGCAGUGAUAUUUUCGCACUCAGACAUUAUAAGCAGAGCUAGUGGAUGUGGAUUACAGGGGUGACAGACCCACACAACCAGAAAUUUGAGGGAAAAUACUACAAAGAUAAGAGUUUGAAUACAGGAACUACAAAGUAAAUUACACUCGGAGGAUCCUUAAAUUUAGUUUUAAUGCUAUAAGUUAUGUCUGCAUGAAUAUUUGUGAAGAUUAAAAAACAUUUUGGAAGGACGUUAGCUUGCUACACAUUUUGUGUUGUUGCUUUUUGUCAUAAUUAUCUUUUACAUUUGAUCAUUUUUGCAUUGAUUACAUUCUAGAGAUAGGUUUCUGCUUUGUCAAAACUAAACCAGGUAAAGGAAUUAAGUAAAGUGGCAGGUUGAUUAACAGUCUCGACUACAUUUCACUCUUUGCUGCAUCAGUAUGAUGUCUCUGGAGUCAGCGGUGGUGGUGUCACUUAUUUAGUUUUUUAUCAAGUAUAAGCACUUUUUUGCUAUAUUUUGAGAUUUUUGUGUUUCCACUUAAGUUUUUUCUGCACAAAUUGAAAGUGUGCAUAAGAAAGGUGGAUGGAAAUGUCAUAGAAAUGCAAUCUUUAAUUGCUGGAUUACUCCUUUAAGUGCUUCCGCACUGUUCACAGUGUAGUCGGACUAACAACACUACCAGAAGUAGCCUGCUGACAACUUCAGCUGUGUCUGUUACACUUGCUUUGUCAGGUCAUGACGGUCUCUCCACAGUCUCCUGUUGGCCAGAAAACACAUGUCCUCUUCACCCUCUUUCUUGCCUUUGUGUGAAAUGUUCCCACUUCCAGCAGUUGCUUGGUUGAGCAGCGUGAAACCAUCAGCAGGGCUGAGUAUCAAGUAGAUGCUAACAAAACUGGCCCAUUAUCAAUACAAAAACAUUUCAGAGGGGACGGUUGAUCAACAUGAAUGUGUGGUGAAUGUGCUGUGGCUAUUAAUCAUAGCAUAUAAAGGAGAUACUGUAAGAAGCCAUAUCAGUGUAACUUAUAUUAUAUCCUUUAAAACUAUGAAUGGACUGAUAAUAAGUAAAGGUCAUUGGAAAUGAAGUGACUCUGUUAAUGAUGACUUGCUGUUUACAGAUCGUCCGGCUGUUUCCUGAUAGAGAAAACAUUUAUGCAGCGCAUGCUGCCGUUUUGUUUGCUCUUUAGCAAUGUUGAUGCUUUUUAUUGUGCUGUGAUUCAAAUCAACCCAACAAGUUCAUUGCCAGAAUUGUCCUGAUUUUAAACAUGCUAGUUUGGGUUUGGAAGUGUUCUUAGCCAGACAUACUGUAUGUUGCAUUUUGCUACAGAUCUGGAAUCUGUUUUUAAGUCCAGCGAAUAAGGGAAUGUGAAAAAGACAUGACUUCUACAUCCUCUACAUUCUUGUUUUUAUGUUCUUCAUACAUUGUCCUUUUCAUAUACUGUUGGUGUAUAUACAUUCUUAAAUGUCUUUCUACUCCAUGCGGCUGAUGGGGUUUACUGUAUCUGUGGCACAAAAGCUUAUUUUCAUGUAAUCGUUUGAUUCUUUCUGUAACAAUGUCCGCCAUCCUGGUUUUACUGUGAUUGUCAGCUGUGUGUGCAGUAAUUAUUAAUACACAAUCUCCCUUU